Podarcis lilfordi (Lilford's wall lizard) is the source of this 21261-nucleotide messenger RNA. Lineage: Eukaryota; Metazoa; Chordata; Lepidosauria; Squamata; Lacertidae. The record is from the annotation of a GenBank genome assembly.
AUGGAUGAGUUUUGGCAGGUAAGCUGUUCCAUUCAAUAGGCUUCCUCUCAAAAAACCCACAAUGCGUUUAAUUUGCAGGGGAAUUGUACAGCUCUAUUUUAAAAACGGGUGCACAUAAAAGUGAAUAUGGUAUCAAGCCCAUAUUUUCUAUGGAUGUGUCGUCACAACUGUCAAAUAAUUUGCAAUUAGCAGAAAGGUAUGUGAUUUUAUUUUACCCCCGAUGUUUUAUACAUGCCCUGCCGAAUGCAAGUUCAAAUACAUUUUAAAAAUAUACUGAUGCUUACUUAAUAUUUGCAUCCAUAGUUCAGAAUCAGUUAUGCUAGGAUGGUAUAGCCUUCAGUUUCAGAAAAGAGCCAUGGUGCUUAUACAUUCACUCAAGCGUGGAAAUAGAUGACACCUGAUGAGCGCCAUACCGCAUAGUUGCUUUUGACUGGACUUAACCAUUCAGGGGUCCUUUACCUUAAUUCCAUACUACGUAAGUCCUACACUUUCCUACAGUCUCAUAUUGUGCUUACAUACAGCUCAGUAUUUAUGCAUCCACAUUUUCCCUUGAUCUGUGAGCAGACUAGAUCUGCAGGUCAGAGUAACCUAAUGAACUAAUCCAGAGGCUGAAAAUCAACUAAAAUUAUGGCAGCUGCUAUCCUAUAUACCCCGGGCUCUCACUUUUUCACACAAGCACAAUACCACAUUAAAAUAAUGUGGUAUAAGUUUAUUGAAAGAAGCUUGUGGGAGUUAGAUUUUAAGAACUCCUAAAAUGUACAUGUGUGCUAAUAAUCUAAAAAGGAGUACCACAGAUAAUACAGAAAACUGCAGUGCUUUUCUUUCAGAAGACUCAAUAACAGUGCCAGGAGAAUUGUCAAAAGUGGUAUUUCAUUCAACUUGUAAUUUUAAUUAGAUAAUCCUCACAAGUUAUACUAUUGCUAGGGAAGUGGCAAAGAAGUCUUAAAAGUUUAGAAAUUCAUGCCAAUGACAUCCAAACUUAGGACUGAACUUAACUAACAGUUCCUACUUUUAAAAACAUUGGGUGGAAUGCAGCUAGUGUCUCAGCAGAGGCAUCCUUUAAUGGUUUAAUUAAAGCAAGAAACUGCUAGGAGCUCCAAAAUGUUCUCUCCAAUCUGGAAGAAUGGGAAUUAAAAUGGCAAGUGCAAUUCAGUUUAAGUGUAAGGUGAUACAAAAUUCCUAACUUAUAUAUGCUAAUGACAUCUGAAUUGGUGGCAACUGAUCAGGAAUGAGACUUUGGAAUGAAGUUGCCAAACCAGUGUUCAGUAGUUAUGAAAAAGGGUGAAUUCCACCUUGGAGAUAAUUAGGAAAGGGACUGCUAAUAUCACAGUCUAUGGUACAACUACACUAUAUACAGUUCACCUCAAAAAAGAUAUUGUAGAGUUGGAAAGGUUACAGAUAGGAGCAACCAAAAUGAUCAAGGAUCUAGAACUACUAACAAAAGGUAUAAAGGUGAGUAAAUGGGGACAUAAUAGAAGUAUACAGAUUUAUGUAUGAUGUGGAGAAAGCGGACAGGGAGAAAUACCCUCUCUUUCAUAGUAUCUAAGGCCAUCCAAUGAAGGUGAAUGUUAUAAGAUUCAGGACAGAUGAAACAAUGCAUGCACUUCUUCACACAGCACACAAGAUGCAGUGAUGUCUUUUAAAUAUUAAGCAAAUUCAUGGAGUAUCAAUAGCUACUAGCCCUGAUGGCUAUAUACUGCCUCCAGAGGCAGAGGAAACAUGCCCUGAAUACCUGUUGGUAGGGGGCUUAAGUGGUGAGUCCUACUGCACUCAGGUCAUGCUUGCAGGCUUCCCUUGGCAUCUCAUUGACCACUACAAGAACAGGAUGUUGGAUCUGAUAUGCUUCAGGUCUCUUACAUUCUUCUAUUUAAUCACUAUUGGUAUUAUCAGACUAAGUCACAGUCGGAGUAGAGCUAUUGAAAACAACUGACUUUAGUUAUGAUGAACUUAAAUCCAUUGAUUUCAACAGGUCUAUUUUAAGUAUGACUUAUUCUUAUAUCCCCUAUUUCUCAAAACUUACAAAUACACAUGGGAAGCAACACCACUUACCAUUCCAUAACCAAUCCUGAGACCUCAGAUCAUUUCAGCUCCUCCUUUUCUGGAACUGCUUCCAUCCCAGCCAGGUUGGGUUUUAAUUUAAGUUUUUUUUGUGGGGAGGGGGAACUCUUAAGAUGAAGGCGUCUUUCAGUUUGCUUUUUUACCCUCUUUCUCAUCCCCCUUCUGUGCUACAUUUUUAAGACUGUAAGCCUGAAUUUUUUUAUUGAUCUGUAAGCUCUUUUGGCUGAAUAUCUGGUUUUAAAGAUGCUUUAAAUAAGAAAUAAAUAUUAGAGAACAACACUAGGGAGGAUGACAACCAGCAGCUAUCCAGGCACAAAGCAUGGCAAGCAUCAGAUGUUGACAACACCACCCUCAAUGAACGAAUUAUGGGAAGUAAAGCACAAAGUAUUGCCAUAAAUAAGUUGACUGUAAUUUGUUUAUUGAGCUAACUACAGUAUCUACAGUAGAUACUUCUGUAAGAUGUUAUGGUGCCUACAUGCCAAACAAGGUACAGUGGUGCCCCGCAAGACGAAUGCCUCGCAAGACGGAAAACUCGCUAGACGAAAGAGUUUUCCGUUUUGGAGGUGCUUCGCAAAACGAAUCUGCUAUGGGCUUGCUUCGCAAGACAAAAAUGUCUUGCGAGUUCCUGCGUUUUUUUUCCCCUUUCCCCCCUCUUUUUCUAAGUCGCUAAGCCGCUUAUCUGCUUAUCCGAUUAGCUGAUAAGCUGCUAAAAGCCGCUAAAAGCCGCUAAUAGCGCUAAUCCGCUAAUCCGUCAAUGGGCUUGCUUCGCAAGACGAAAAAACCGCUAGACGAAGAGACUCCCAGAACGGAUUCUUUUCGUCUUGCGAGGCACCACUGUAUCUGGUCUGCAAGGUCCUUUGAUACCCCAAACUACUAUCACACUAUCUUUCCGCCACCCACCUAGAGAUUUAUAAACAUCACUAGUCAAAGAGUAAAUCUACAUUUCACCACUCCCCACCCCCAUCCCAUUGUUGUUACUUUUCAAGGUAAGUGGUGCAAUAAGUAAGCAAUAAGAAAAAACUUGGCUUUUGUUAACAUGCCCACAUUUGUUGUAGCCUUUAAAAAAACAGCAAAGUGGUACCCAGUCAUAAAUAAAAAUAAAGCCAUCUAAAAAAAAAGAGAGAUUUUAAAAUAAACAGAACUAGGCAAGAUUCCAUACAAAAUCAAGGAUACAUAGCAGUUUUCAGACAUCAGUAAACACUCUCAAUAAAAAUUUAGCCCACCAAGAGAAAUCUAACAGAGAUGAGGACAGGUAUACCUUAGCUGGCAAAGUGUUCCACUACGUGGGCAUCACUGUGGAGAAGGUGCAGCCUCAUGCCCUUGCAGCACUCACAUCUGUAAAAGACAGGGCAUGGAGGUGCUUUUAGCACUUGCUAUUCAUACCAGCAAGUUCCAAGUGUGCAUUUUGCUUAAAUGGUACUAGCUUAUCAAAGCAACAAAAUAGGCAACUGUCUUGGCAGCUGUUUUAGAAGCCUGAGCACAUGCUUAGUUGGCAGACACUAUUUUGCAGGUUAUGUUAAUCACAGACUUUUGUAAUCAAGUACCAACCCCAGUCAGAUACUAGCCCACAAAAUGUUUAAAUAUUAUCAGAUUGCAAACUAAUAGAACCAUUUGAACAUUCUGUGAGCUAGUUUAUUCCAUUAUUGAGAGGUCAGUGGCAAACAUUAUCUGACUUGAAUUGGUCCAUCAACAAACUAUGAAGUACAAAUUAAAUUCCUGUAUAUUUUGUAUGUGUAAGACAGGAUGGUGAUCAAAUGGUGAAACUUAAGCUGGACUUCAGCUGCUCUGCAAAACUCCAAUCAACUAUCUUAUUUGAACCAUAUAGUCUCAGUAGCACUUGGCAAAUUCACAGUGCUUGGCAAAUUCAGAGACAGAGCUAUGAAAAUAUUCUGUAAGUUUAUAACCAAGUCUGUAACUCAGGAGAGUUCAUCUGUAAGGCUCGAGAAUGUGAACAAGGGGCUUGGAACAGUCAGUGCAACCAUUUGCACUCUGGAUGAUGCUUAUGGAGUGCUCUUCGGCCCCAUGAAACUUUCAAUGUGGAGUUCCUCAGGAUUCAAUCCCCACCCUUAAGCUACUGAAAACCACUGAGUGGGAUUAUCCAGAAGUUUGGAGUACAUUGUCAGCAAUUUGCUGAUGACACACAGCUUUACUUCUCCUUUACAUCUGUAGGUGCGACUGUGGAUGUGCUGGACUGCCUUGAUAAGGGACUGGGUGAGAGCCAAUUCACUGAAGCUCAAUCUAGAUAAGACCAAGGCAAUGUUAGUGGGUGGUUCCCUAGACCAGAUGGAAGCAGUGGACACACCGCUGUCACUUGAGGCUCAGGUGGUCUUAGUGGCAUGGAGUGCCUUCCAUCAGUUUCAGCUAGUGGCCCAGUGCACCUCUAUUUGGACAGGAAUGGCCAAACUUCUGUUGUCUAUGCUCUGGUAAACUCUAAGUUAGAUUACAACGGGCUGCCUUUGUAGGUGAAUUGGAAAUUUCAGCUGGGGCAGAAUUUGGUGGCUAGGUUGUUCACCAGGGUAAGAAGGUUUGAGCAUGUUACAACAAUCCUGGCCCAACUGCACUGGCUGCCAGUUAGUUUCCCAGCCCAUUUCAAAGUGCUGGUUUUUACCUAUACAGUCUUACCUCGGGCUGAAGUAGCUUUGGGCUAAGUAUUUUCAGGCUGCGUGCUGCGGCGACCCGGAAGUAACAGAGCGUGUUACUUCUGGGUUUUGCCGCUCGUGCAGACGGUCAAAAUGAUAUCAUGCGCAUACACAGAAGCGGCAAAUCGUGACCCGCGGGUUGCGUCCGCUUCUGGAUGUGAACGGGGCUCCGGAACGGAUCCCAUUUGCAUCCAGAGGUAUCACUGUAAAGCCUUAAAUGGAUCAGGACUGCAAUACCUCAAAGACCACCCUCUCCCCAUAUGAACUGGCAUGGACCCUGAGAUCAUCCUCUGAUGCCCUUCUUCAUGAGCCUCCUCCACGCAAGGUCUGGAGAGUGGCAACACGAGAACAGGCCUUUUCUGUGAUGGCUCCCCAUUUGUGGAAUGCUCUUCCCAGAGAAUCUGGCACCUUCAAUACAUUUCUUUGGACACCGGGCAAAAAUGUUUCUCUAUAACCAGUCCUUUGGCUGAUUAAAUGUGUUUGUGGAAAGCAGAGUUAUUGGGUUUUUAAAAUUAUGUAUUGUUGUCAUUUUGUAUUUUUAUGUUAUGAACCACCAUGUGUUCUUCAGAUGAAGGGCUGUAUACUAAUAAAAUAAAAACAUUAAAAAUAAUAUCUCACACUAGUCAGAAUUAGCAUGUAUACCUUUUCUGUGAAUAGGCUCACUAUUCAACUAACAUUAGUUCUGGCAUUAAAAUCUAGUAAUUGAAGAUGGAAACAUCUGAGCAGGUAACCACAUGGAAAAGGUUGCAUGGAUACAGUGGUGCCCCGCAAGACGAAUGCCUCGCAAGACGGAAAAACCGCUAGACGAAAGGGUUUUCCGUUUUGAAGUUGCUUCGCAGGACGAAUUCCCCUAUGGGCUUGCUUCGCAAGACGAAAAUACCUUGCGAGUCUUGAGAUUUUUUUUCGCUUUUCCCCCUUUAUCUAAUCUGCUAAGCCUUUAAUAGCCUUUAAUAGCCUUUUAGCAGCUAAUCCCCUAAGCCUUUAAGCCUUUAAUAGCCGCUAAACCGCUAAUAGCGCUAAUCCGUCAAUGGGCUUGCUUCGCAAGACAAAAAAACCGCUAGACGAAGACUCUCGUGGAACGGAUUAAUUUCGUCUUGCGAGGCACCACUGUAUUUGAUUACUCUCUUAUCUAACACUUAGAAUGGUACGAAAUUACAGUGUAUUUCUACAAAUGCAUAGACACAUGUAUACUUUUAGAAGUGCUAUAAGUACCAGAUUCCUUUAAAUUCUUACUGAGGCAUGUGUUUGAUGAAACUUGGAUAAAAACAUUUGUUUCUGUUGAAGUAGCAGGUUUCAGUUUAUUUAGUGAAUCUGGUGGUGAAUGUUGAACUAUUUUCUUAAAAGCAAGUCCCAUUCCUGCUGAAAGACAUCUAGGAUUUCAGGUUUUUGUAUGCAUACAUGAUGUUAUCACUGUCCUUGAUUAAAAAGCAUACAAGUUAGAAAGCACUUGGAAUAGUGUGGCAUAGCUGAAUAAUCUAACAAUAAAAAUGCUCUGUAAUGAGCUUCUUGAUAAGUGGGAAUGUCAACCCAAUUCAGAUUUGUCACUUAAUUUCAGGAUGCUGGGCCCCAAAUUCAUUUAUCCUCACAGAAACAUUUGACACAGGUUGAGAGGAAAAACUUGCCUAAGUUAACUUAAACAAGCUUCAUGACUUUGCAGGACUUCAAGCCUUGGAAAACUCACUUUAUUCAUUUAUUACACAAUACCAGUCAAAAUUAUACACAUUUCUUUGAUCAUAAUGAACACAUCAAAAUUAUUUGCCCUAAGACCGUGCACUAUUGUAGACAAUCUUUCAGGCAAAACAGGGACUCUUUCAUCAUCAAGUGAAAGGGAGGGGCACCAACUGGAUUCCAAUUCAUGGCUUCAACCCAACUAAAUCACUGCAAAAAUGAAACAACUUCUGUUAGUGCAAUGACAGUUCCCUUCCCUUUCAUCCAAAUACCUCCCAGAUCUGCUCUGUGGGGUUCCCUCAGCCCUCUGGAGCAGAUUAGAGGGUGUUGUAGGGGGAGGAGAGUGAGAAGUACUGUUGCACUUGUGGAAACCAUUUCACCUGCACAAUGAUUUAAUUGGUUUUUAUGACCUAUAAAAUGUAAGUGAUCAUAUUGCAAAACGGAGUUAUUGUGCACCAAAAUAAACCAAUUCCAAUGGAAUUUGGGACUGAAUUCACUGGAUUGUAACAAAUAUUUAUAGACCAUCCAAUCAAUAUAAUUGUGAAAAAGAAUAGGGCACCUGUUUGAUUUCAAUUAGAAGGGAGUUCUACAAAGUUGGCUUUACAAUACUGAAUGCACAGUUCAUGGUGGACAAAAACCAUGCAUUUGGGGACUCAUUGGGCUGAGGUACCUCUAGUUGCACCAUGGAUCUUAAUGGGGGUCCCAUCGUUGAAGGGGGAACUGGUAAUAUAAGAACAAAGCUUACCAAGAAAUGGUCUGACCAUAACAAUGGGUUUAUCAGGACACCUUUCUCCAUUUCUAGACUCUCACUCCCACCUGCCCUGAAUCAAACACAAGAUUGAGGGUGUGAUCAUCUCUGUUUGCCAAUGACAGACAGACAGUCAUGGAGGUUAUAAAGCCAGCAUGGAUGUUUAGUCCUCAGAAUAACAGUUCUUCAACACCACCUUAGCAAACUCAGUCCAGAAGGGUUAGGGGUACACAAGCAACACUCCCAGUCUGUCUUGAUGGCCAAAUAGUAGGCUCUUAAAGCCCAUUCCAGAUCAGGGAGGUUUAUUAGCCAGAUAAAUGAAUUAUAUGGACUAUAACAACUCCAACUCGCACAUGUGUGUUUAUCCGAUUCAGCUGGUGCUGUAGAAAGUACAUAGGUGAACACACUUUCUUGAUAUCUAGCCCACAUAUGUCUCAGAAACGCAUCCCAGAAUGGCUCCCUCGUGAGUAUGGUGUUAUUGCGAACCGAACUGGUGUUAAACAUCUUCAUUGUUGGAGCAGAAGGCCCAACAAUCAAGCUACUAGAAGACAAGAGAUAAGGGAAAGAUCAGAAAGGGACACAGUCUGUACAUGGCUGUGUCCCUUUUUCUGCAAAUGGUAUGUCUGCUCUCCAGUGUCAUAAUUUCUUCUGCCUGUAACCAAUGGAAUCAAGGAAAGCCUACUGACCUCCCCAGGCACAUCCCAGAAAACUAUCAUGACUCUGCUCCAUCCACCCUUACAAUAUUAAUUCUCAAUAUCCAGUUAAACACAUACAGGAUUACCGUACCAACAUAAAAACACUCAACACAAUCUCAUCCAACCACUACCAGCCCAUAAUCCCCAAGAAUAUCUAUACAAGCCAACUUUUCAUCAAUCACUUACUACCACCACCUAGCAGUCAAUGCAUCAAACCUAUUCCUAUCCCAUUCUAUUUCCACAACUGCCACACAUACUCUCAAACCACCCAGCACUCAUACUGUAAACAGAUCCCAGUUGAAUCCUCCACCCUAGCUGAAGGAUUCCAUUAUCAAGCUUUCACCUGGUCAUAGGUGUAGGUCCUAUCCCAACACUCAGAAGAUUUGUAUUCCAACUCAGGAAUCCUUCAAAUGGGCACAUGCAGCCACUAAAACCAAAAGAAUAGUGCCCUUGCACCUUCCUAAAGCAGAACCCUUGCUUUGGUGUCAUACCCUUUGGGGUUGCCUCUGCUGCAGUACCCCACCACUGAAACUCACUGUUUUAUGGAAGUGCCGCUUAUAUCUCCAUGGGUCCAAUAUUCACCACUGCCACCUCUGCUUGGUAGUUCUCUGGCAAGCGUUGCUAUUUGGCAGAUGGUCUCAAUCAAGAAAGCAAUGACGGUUAUCAGGAGCUAGGGUGGUUAGGUGUUUAAACAAAAUUAGGUUACUGAAACAAAUCAGUAAGCAUAUUGGAUACAGUUGACCUUUUUAUUAAAGUAAUUUAUUUUCUUGUUUCAAACUAAUCUUUACUUGGUAAUGUAUCUGGACUUUAGUAGCAAUCAGCCCAGCCACAGACUCCUUGAGUAACUGUGGGAAAUCAUUUAGCCUUCUGUAGGUUUGAGAAUUAAAAAUAUUUCUUCUCCACUCCAAGUCUCAGGAUCAGAGCAUGCUAUAAAAUCACAGUUUUUAUUAAUGAUAACAUUAAAAGGCAACUAUCAAGCUAUAUGUAUCUAAUUACUAUUAAAGUUGCUUGUUUGCUUGCUUGCUUGCUCAAACAACAACAGUAUCCUCUCUCAAUGGAUUGAAAUGCAUUUUCUAUCUGUUUAUGGGAAAGUUCUUAUACUUCAGUCUAUACAUAUUUCUAAUGUUGACACUGAAAAAAAUACACGAUCCAACUGAACUGGCAUUUUCAAUAAGCAUGCAAUGCUGCAUCUGCUCUUUAGAUGCAUGGUUCAUAGUUUCUUAAAAGUCCCCUAGAGGAAAGCGAUUAAACCUGCAUCAACUACACUCUCUUCCAACAAGCACAAUCAGCUUUAACAAUAUCUGUUUGACUUGACAGAAAAGUUUAGUUCCAGAAAGUUUUUUAAAUUGUUUGUACUUAGUAAUGUUACUAUUACUAUGACUAAUCUAUUCUGAACAUGCAAAUAAUAGUUUUGUGCUAGUUAAGAAUACUAAAUGAUUUGCUGUGUAACCUCAAUCAAAAAUGUCAGCAUUUUAAAGAAAACUUUUAGUAUAAAAAUAUAUACAACUAUUUAAUACCCAAAGCAUAUUUUAAACAAUUAUUUACACUCCAAAUAAUAUUUAGAACAUAAUUUACCAGUUGUAAAGUUAACAACUGACAUUUAAUAUUAAGUAUAAAAAUAUUCCUACUCUUUUAGAACAAAAAUGUUUUGUAUGAUUUUCUAUCUAUCUACACACACAAACACAUAUGAAUGAGGUUCUCUUGGCUGAACAAAUCUUGAUCACCAGUACGUAACUUAAAUAUCUUUAAGAGCCUUAUGAUAACAAUAGCAUAGUAUAUUCAGGAUACGUUAUAUGCUAUCGUACAAUACAUAUAACUUUAUAACAUAUAAUAUAUAUCUCAUACGCUAACAAAACAAGUUUCUUUCACUUCUCAAAAUGUAAUUGCAGAACAUUGCAGCCAUCUCUCAUUAAGGAAACACAUUAAAGAAAGAAACAACUAUUCAAGAACAUAUUUAAAUAAGCUUGGACUAUCCCUAUUGCACUUGUCAAAUGGAAAAAUACAUUUUGUAACACAGUACUUUAUUAGUUACUUGACCAGCACUUUGCAAAAUUAACAUAGUAGCUACAAAUAAGUAAUUGCUUUUGUAAUUAAAAUCAGAGAUCCAUGCUUAAAAUCUGCUUAAAUGGCAGAAAUUCAAUGUAACCAUAGUAAUUUUGAGUUUGAUGUUAUUGUGGGAGGGACAUUAUCACAGUAUUCAAGAUUAAAGAUAUGUUAAAAAUUAAUGAAUCCAGUUCACCUUGUCAACAUAUGAAUCAAAUCUUAGCUUUUAUAAAAGUAGUAUUUGUCCAUAAAAAAGCUGAUAACUAAUUCCCAUUAAACACUUUCUAAUCUGAUUUCUAGGGAUAUUCUCCACAAAGCAACACUUUUGGCUCAACAAGUGCAAAUAAGAUUAUAACAGCUUAUGGCCAGACACUUUCUCCCCAUGCUGAAUUUCCUAAUUUUUCUUUAAAAGUAUAUUUUUCUUAAUUCUCUUUAUGUUUUCUUGUUAAGUUCUUAAUACUUCAUUUAUUUAAUGCAAGAUGUAUGAAUUCCAUUUUGAAUAUUAUAGCUUAGUCUUAGAACACAUUCAAUUUAAAAAGAGCUGAAUUAAGAAAUUAUGCUGUCUUGCAAAUAACCUGCUUCAUUUUCUUCUUGGAAAUUAUACCAGUUAUUACUAUACUCAUACAUUUUAACAUUUAAUGGGAUAUAGAUCUGGCAAGAGAUAUGCAUACAUAUGAAACAUUCUGCUACUAUGUACAUUCUUUAAUACAGCAAGUUCAGAGAAUAUAUAUUUAAACAUACUGAGAUAGGUAAAAAAACCUGUUUUUAUAAACUAACUAAUGUUAAUAUGACUGCAUCAUCUUUCCUACUUGUUGAAUUCAGCUUACAUAUAAAAAAUCCCAGCACUCACAUUAACUUUGAUAACAAUUUUGAAGCAAAUUAAAGCACAAUCCAUAGAUUAUAUGAAUUCUAACAAUUGUUCUGAUCAAAGAACAUGGAACUUUCAACUGAUAUAAACACUUUUUGGAAACUGAAUUCUUAGAUAUGAGAUUCCAAAAGUUAUUUUUGCCAAGUCCUAAGACAUACUGAAAAAUAUAUAUGCAAAGGAUAGGUAGCUAGUAUAUAAGAUACCAAUCAAACAAUUAUGUAUAAAAACAAACAUUAAUAUUUUAAAGGCUGACUUAGUGCUGGGUAAGACAGUGCACAGAAUAUUCUAAUUGCUACUUAUGCAAUAGCAAAUAAAAUCUUUGCAAUAGCAAAGAAAAAUACUAAAAUUUCCAAUAAAGAAGCAACAUAUUCAGUCUACUGAUUCUAUUCACAAAUCCAUGACAUUUCCAAAUCAAGAACUGAACUACAAUUAUAUAUAUGUUUUCUUCCUAAUAUAUUAUCUAUUACUGAAUUUUUUUACUUGUUUAAUGCAGCAACCAUCCAUCAUGUGUUAGAUUUCAAACACAUAUUGUAUGUCAGAUCAGUACAAAAUAUUACGUUGUUCACAUAUUUGAAUUAUUUUACAUUGUUCUGAAAGGCUUUCUAAAUAGUUAGAAAUUGGUUAAAGAUGGUCAACAGCUCAUUUGGACAGCUAUUAAAUCUUUCUACUAAAGCAAAUGAAUGGUAUCUGCAGAUAUUUGCUUUCAGAAGCAUACCAUCAACAUAUAUUCAGAUUUUCCUUUUAGCACUACAGUAUAGUGAACCACAAAAGGGGUUUGAAGACUAUACCCCAAAAUAUAAGUUUCUUAUAAUCAAAGUAAUGUUUCAGUAUGCUUUUAUGGUAUAUCAUUAAGUGCAUAAAAUUGUCACUAUUAGUGGCAGAGGAUUUUACCACUACAAGGUGCUUUUCUAAGAGUACUCCAACUCCAUAGCAAACUCUCAACAUGAAUAAAUCAGCUGAAUGCAAUGAAGUGAGCAACUUCAAAUAUAUGUAUUAACAAAGUAAAAUUGUGGUGGUGAGUCACCAUUUUGACAAAAAAAAAAAAGCUUAAUAAGAAGAUGACAAUUAAUUACAAUUAUAUUUAUAUACACCAACAUUUAAAACUUACAAUGAAAAGCUCAAAAACUACUUUAGACUUCAAAGGUUUUGCUUAAGGCAAGUAGUGUCACAAAGUAGUUUGGCCAAUAAGAUUCACUCAAGACACCUUGGAAUCUGUCUGCAGAAUCUAUAGUAUAUAAUAAUGGAUCUACAUUAUAUGAAUUAUAAGAAAUUCAACUAAUUUCAUAGAACAUUGUUUUAACCAAUCAACUAAAAUUAUAUGCAAGUGCUCCAUAGUUUUAACAAAAUAGUUCUCAAAGAUAAAUACAGCUUUAUCAGCAUAUUUCAGGCUAUUUUUCUACUAACAGUUACUUUUCUCAGUCUCCUUACUGUUAAAUGUAUUACUGGAAUGAGUAUUCAAACUUAAAGGCAUUAAAUUUGCAUAUGAUGGAGAACUUUCAUGACAGAGGAAGAAAGCAAAAUUGUAAUUUGUGCUUUCAGAAAAAUGUAUUUCUUCCACAAUGCUUUUACCAUGAUACUUAAUAAUUGUACAGCAGAUCUGUAUAUACAUCUAAAGAUCCAAAUGCAAGUUUUGUACUUCUGUAUAUCUACAAAAUAGCUUUAAAAUUUAGAUUAGGAAAAGCCACCAGACUUCAUGUGUUCUGACUUCUGAGCUUAACAAUUCAUGCCACAAACUUAUUGUUAUGGUUAAUGCCUGUGAUAAAACGUGCAUGCUGUAUCAAAUGUAUUUAGGAUAAGAACUGACUACAAGCUAAAUUUCUGCUUAUUAUGCUAGGUGCACUUAUGAACCUAGUAUCUUUACUGGUAGAUGAAAAUGAUGUACAAACACUAGUAAUUCAUGUGACAUUCUUAAACCAUAUGGCAUGCAUCAGCCAUUUGCCAAGUUUGCUUUCAGAUAUUUUCUAUUUUGAUUUAAAUGAUAACGUUUAUGCCAAAAAUAGAGUUGUUUUCAAUAAAAAAUAAAUGUGUAUACAACUCCAUGUUAACAGAUCAAUGUUCCCCUUAUGAGCUGAUUAUUACUAUUAUUUAUUAAACCUGUAUACUGCCCUUCACCCAAAGAUCACAGGUGAUUCACAACAUAAAAAUACAAAAUGAGAACACAAAAUACAAUAAAAACAAACCAAUAACCCCCUCCCACAGACACAUUAUUAUUACUAUACAAUUUGUAUAAAUCCAUUCUCUAAGAAUAAAUGACGCAGUUUAAUUUUGGGGACUGUGUCACUGGAAAACAAGGUGCUUUCACCUGAAGCCACAGGAUUAUCCAGGACAAUAGUCCACUACAUAAUGCAAUAAAGGUACAAGACAUCUAUGAUAACAAAUGAUGAAAUCUUAUGUACACUGGAGAAUCAAGCCCCUCAACACAGUGAGACUUAUAUAAAAGUGAAUAGAAACAGGUUACACAUUGAGCAGAAAAUUGAUUUGGUAUAUAAAGAACAAAAGAAAGUAUAACUGAUGUAGUUUCUCUCAAGAUUUGGUCCAUCUCUUUGAGCAGAAUACGUGCUAGCAAGAGUUUAAUUUAGAUUUAAAUCAAGACAGUGAAAGAGCAAAUCACUUGAAAUGAAAAUGUAAUUGUGCAUAAGAAACACAAGAUCUGAGACAAUAGAUUUCCGAAAUACCAUUUUACUACCCAGCAGCAUUUUAAACAUUUAAGCCAAGUCUUUAUAGAUAACAUUUCUUAUCAUGGAAGUCACACAUUUAUAAGUCAAAGAUACAGCAACAUCUAUCAUAGAUGCUUUCUUGGAAUCUGUUUCAAUUAACAAAAAUUUACUGUCCAACAAAUAAUAAAAGCACAACUAUGUAAGAUUUAACCUAAAAUUAGAAUGUAUUUCAAUAAAACCAAAUCUAGAGACAUUACACAAAUCUGUAAUAGCGCAAUUUAGAACACUGCAUGUAUUCUAACCCCUUGAACAUUGCAGGUUUGAAAUUCAGAUCCUUUGAACACUACUUGCAGGUUUGAAAUAUGAACAGGUUUGUAUUUUAAAUCAAUGGAAUGAAACAGAAGCUAUCCAAACAAGUUGUCAAUGUCUGCAAAAUGGCUUUAAAAUUAUACCAUAAAGUCCACUAUAUGUCUUGUGUUCUUCCAGCGACUUGAAAACUAGCAGAACAUUAUUAUAAUUUAGGCUAUCUCUACACACACCAUUCUAAAUCCAAGACACAACAAUGGAAUUAAAAUUCAGCCACCAUACCAAAAUCUUGAGUUGCAUCACAGAUAAUAAAUGCAAUAUCCAAACAAUAUCCACCAAUUUCUCCUACAAAAGGGGUAAGCCAAUCACUGUUUACACCUCAACAGCCCCCUUGGAUUUAAUGCAAUCCACCAGGAUAAGUAGCCACUGGCUUGCCUUCAGAGUUUGAUUUAUGACUUUACACUUUAACAAAUCCAAGCCAACUUUAGCCAGAACUUCUGCAUAGGUGAGCACAGCUAGAAGAAAAGAGGAGCUGUCUCUUUAAGAUACCAUGCUCUGUCCCUGAUCCCACGUGGAAACCAACAUCAGCAGCACUUUCGCGUUUAGUUCUAUGUGAUGCAAGUUGAGGCAUCAUUUUUUAAUAAACAUGAGAAAAUUGCAGAAUACAUUCUUCCCCGGAAUACAAAAUAGGUGAAAAAGCAUGCUAAAGUAAGCCCCGGUUCUCCUCCAAAAGUGUGGUCUCACUAUGUGUAUUUUUCUUUUUUCUCUCUACGGCACGUUGCUUCCAAUCCAUACUACUCUAACAGAAAGCACUUCACAGACAGUGGACACAAACACCGGGAUCCUUAGGCAACGAAAAGGUACUCCAUAAAUCGGAAAUAUUUGCUCUUUUUGCAUUACAUAUCAUAAUUGGGUCGGGAGAAAAGCAAUGCAUAGGUAUUACAUUUCGCGCCACCUCCCCCCUUUCCCCCCACAUGUGCCCCCCCAAACAAACAAAGGGCACGAAAACGAAGGUACAAAGUUGGCAAAUGCAGCAUUUAUCUCCUGUGCAAUCGCUCCUCGUUGCCCCAAAGUUGUGCAGCUCGUGCAUUCCCACCUCCCACCACCAUUCAAGGCAGAAAGGGGAUUUUCACGUUCUCGCAUUGUCGGGAACGAGCUGCAAAAGAGCUUUUGCCUUUCCAAAGCAGUCAUCAACAACAAAAAUAGGCAUCAGUUUUAACUCCUUGCUCUCUGAGAGCUGAAACCCCGACGUGAGGGGACGCGGGGUUCAACCUGAUCUCUUAGGGGAGAAACCGGGGGGCGGAGACGAUUUGGGGCAUUUUUUAGGAUUUUUUGGGGCUAUUUUUUAUUUUGUUAUAUGCCUCGGUUCUCCCUCCAUUUUGGUUGUUUAUGAUACUGACAACAAGCUGUCCCUGCUCUCUCUCCAGAUCUCUCCUGCUUCCAGUUAGAGGAACCCCCCCCCACCUCCCCAAUACAACCCACCCUCCAUUCGCCUUCCCCAAACUCCUCUCUCGUACCCACGCAAGAAGGGAAAGAAAAGCCUCCGCGGCCGGUCCAAGUCAGGCGGGAGGCAAGCUAGUCUCUUGAUGGGGUGGGGUGGGGGGGAAAGGAGAGAAAAAAACUUUCGUCCAAUAAAAAGCGGGAGGAGAAGGGCGCUGCACGCCCCAAAGCGACUCGGGAGCCCCCUAAAGCUUUGGCCGCGGGGUCCCCGCCGCCCCGUCCCGAGAGUGCAACCCGCCCGCGACAUUUCUGCGCAAAAUGUGGCCGCUUUGGUGCUACGGCUGAAUUUAUAUUAAUUUUCUCUCAUUUUUGGGGCACCGCGGGCUCUUAAUGUCUUCCGCUCCCUCCUCGCUGCUGCUGCUGCUACUGCUGCUGUCACUAUAUUCAAAGCACAAGCUCCGGAGCUGGGGGGGGGGGGGGAGAGAUAGAGAAGAGAGAGACUCUGAGCGAGGAAAGCGGGGUGGGGGGGCUGGGGGCUUCUCAAAAAAGUUUCUGCAAAACCGCCUCCCCGUUUGUAUAACAAGAAACGAGGGGGAAGAAGGAGGGGGGGUGCGAUCCUCUCAGUGAAAACCUCACUGAAGGAGUUGGGGGGGGGCGGAGGAGAGGAGAAACUCCAAGUCCGAAAGCUGAGGAAAGCGAGGCUUUCUUUCGAGGGGCUGCUCCUGGGGACCCCGCGAGAAGCGCGACGCAGCCCAGGAGUGCAGGGGAAGGAGAUGGAGCCGCACAAACUUUCCCUCAUCGCUGCCGCUCCGCUCUCCCCCCUUCUCCUCCUCCUCCCCCUUCAGAAUUUAAAUAACCCUAAUAUUUCCCUGCUGAACCCCGGCUCCUGACCCCCAAACCCGCAGCAGACUCACCGCGGGAGCCUCAGCAUCCCCUCAGCGCCCUCUUCCCGCCUUUUACAGGGUUCUCCGAUUUUUCUGUAAUUUUUUCCCCAUAUUUCGGGCUGGACGCGGCGGGCCUGGAAAUUGUUUGCUUUCCCCUCUUUCCAGCAGCCAUUGUAGUGUAUGCGCUGCGGUGCAGCUCAGCCUGCCGCACACGCCGCGCCCACACCGCCAGCCGCCCACACGCGCCGCGGGUUGGACACCUCCCCCUGUCACUCAGCCCUUUGGCCGCACCCUGGAGGCGGCCACUUCGGGGCUCUCGGCUCGCCCCGUUGGUAGGACGGGACGCCGCUCCGGGAAGGGAGAGGAGGAACCGCGCGCGCAUUGGCCCGGCGGCGGCGGGCUCGGAGCUGUCUUUCAGAGCGUCUCAGCGAGAGCGAUUGGGCGCCGGGCCUGUCAGUUUCGGCAGGGAUGCGGGGCAGUAACGGGGUAGGCUGCGCCGCUUAUAAGGUGGCUGCCCAAGCCGCUGACGUCUUUCGAAUUGGAAGCGAGUCCCGAGCCCGCGAGUCGGUUUCCCUCACGGCGGGUGAGGUGAGUGUCUCCUCCCGAGGAGCCGCCUGGUCGCCGGGCGCCCGGUCCGGCCUCGCCGUGGCAGCGCCAACCUCCCGCCCGCUCUAAAGGGCAGCGCCAAACUCCCGCCCGCUCCCUCCGGCGCCUGGCUUCGUUGCCGGGCGGGCGAGUUGGGAACGGAGCGCGGCAGCGUCAGGCCCCGCGGCUCCACGCGGAGCAGCCCCCGAGAGCUGUCGCUAGGCUAGAGGCUCGUGGAGGGCGGGCCGCGGCGGCGGCGGCGGUGGCUGCAGGCCCGUGCAAGGCGCCCGUGGGUGCGCCCAGGUGCGCCUCCUGAGGCUGCUCCGCCCAUCGCUGCCCUUUCUGUGGCUGGGCCAGGAAGCGCUUCCUUCUCCUUUUUGCCCUCGGUGGCUCCCGACAUGGCAGCUGAAGUGGGUGCGCGGGGUAUGGGUGUGUAAGGGACACGCGGCAUGUUGUAGCUCCCAUCCCUUAUAGCUAGCUGCUGCUCCAGGGCUCGGGGUGGGUUGGGCGCUGCAGCACCCACACCCUCCAGCCCAUCCGCCGGGUGAGACAGGAACUAAAGAGAUAAGGGUGGGGGGCUUCGACGUCAAAUCUAAAGCGGUUUGGCUCCCCCGCCCCGCCCAUUCAUUCAUUCAUUUUUCUUUUUGCACCACUCUUAUGUUGCAUCGACUCUUUUCUAUUCCAACUCUGGCAUCUGUAGAGACAGCCUUGAGUUUUACUGUUUCAGUAAAUGGUAGGGAAAGCAGCUUUGCUGGGCCUCCCUGAAAUCACUUGGUUGGAAAGGGACAGUAUGUUAGACUGGAGGGGGGGAUCCUCCAGAUUGGCAGUCUUCUGUGCAUUAAGGUAAAGGGACCCCUGACCAUUAGGUCCAGUCGCGGACCUCGCUUUGUUGGCCGAGGGAGCCGGCGUACAGCUUCCGGGUUGUGGCCAGCAUGACUAAGCCGCUUCUGGUGAAACCAGAGCAGCUCAUGCAAACGCCGUGUACCUUCCCACCAGAGCGGUACCUAUUUAUCUACUUGCACUUUGAUGUGCUUUCAAACUGCUAGGUUGACAGGAGCUGGGACCUUCUGAUAGGCAAGCCCUAGGCUCUGUGGUUUAACCCACAGCUCCACCCGCGUCCCGGUAAUAGUGCAUUAGUGAUAGCUUUAUUCUGUGAUGUUUCUCCAAUGCUACUGUAUUAUUGUUGUUCAGAGGGGUUAUUAUAGUGCAACAACAGCAACCCAAAUUAUGAAUAAAUGUUUUAAUUGUUAGUGUCUUGGAUUUUAUUGUGUUAAUUCUUCUUCUUAGUGGGUUGUGAAAAGUUCUAUUCUGAACAAUUUUUUUGUAGGGUAGAGGGCACUGUGAAUGAGGUUAAGAAUCAAGAGGGUGGUGUCCCAAAAAAUUUGGGAACCACUGUUCUAGAUGAACAUCUAGGCUACUUAAGCUAUCGGUACCUUGGGUUGUGUGUGGCCUUUCACUUUCAGGAAACAAUCUAUUGGUGUUAAAGCGUGGCAAGUUCUUUUCUCCAACCUUCUAUAUAAGACAAACCUGUCAAAACCACAUUGAGUUGUUUUUUUUUAAUUGACAUGGUUUUGUACUUAGCACAUUAUUUUUAGGCUUUCCCCCAUCCUUAUGAGAGACAGACACCUUCAUUGUAAUCUAGAAAAACUUGGGACUGUUAUCCAACAGUUGAAAAAGUUCCUUGUGAGAGAGAACUAGACAGAUAGCAUCAUUUCGAUGCAAUGAUAAACUAGAGUUUCACACUCCGGGAAUGAGCCUUUGCCAGCUUUGGACUUAAGCACACUCCCAUCUGUUCUCUUCUCCUUUGCAGCCACAAGGAAGAGAUCAAAAGCAUUUGUUUCCUGUCAUAAACUAACCAAGAUUUGUCAGUGUGCACUGGGAUACACUGGGAUUCAUUUUAACUUCAAAUUGAGGCUUUACAAUCCUGGCUUGUUUGGAUUUGGAUAGAACACAGUUAAAACUAGCUUCAGUUCUUUGUAUGGAUAUAACAAUGCACAACAAUUGAAAAUGAAAGCAAAUUCUUCUGAACUGGGUGAGAUACAAGUCUGAGGCUCAUCAAGGUCUGUUUCCAUAGCACUGAACUAUGAUUUAGGCCUUUCAUCCAAAUAAGGGCAGGGUCAUGUACCUUGCCCCUUCUGUGGGAAAACUGCAAUUUAUUGGGAUUUGAAACUGGAUUUCAAGUGCUAGUUUAAGAGCUGCCUUUUGAGGGAUGCAGUUUUCAAUUUAGAGGUGUGGUUGGCAGAUGUUUUAGCUGAAAAGAGGAACUUGCUGAAUGACUACUUUAGGGAGCUAGUAUAGUAGAGGAUCCACUCCUCAUUCCUAAAGUGUGCCAAGAGGGAUAGGACUAUAUGUAGUGUUUAGCCUCCAUAGACAAGGUUAUCCAGUUGAGGAAGCUGUGUAAUCUUUUGUGAUGACUGCACGAAAAAAAAAGCCUUGUGGGUUCCAAAGCUUUCAUCUUUACUGAUAAUACUCUACUAAUAAUUAUAAUUAAUGACUGCCACGUGAGAGAAGCAAAAAUUAUUUAGGUGUUUCAAAACAAAAAAGACCUGAGGUGUAGAACAAAUGUAAGAACAAAUAUAUGUUGUCAGCACAUUAGUAUGAAUGGCUGUGUUAAGAAUUUAAAUUAAAAUGCUUAAGGAAUUGUAGGAAGGUAGAUUUGUUCCCAUAUAUCUAGACUUGCAUGCUUUUAAAAAAUGAAACCAAAGCUUAGAAGGUGAACCAGGGUUAGAGAGCACCAUUGAUGAGAAAGUGGUUUACAAAUUUAACAAAUAUUCAGAUUAGCUGGUGAACAAUGUAUGUAUUUUAACCAAAAGUUUGGAAUUGUACUCAUUAGAAUACAAGCCUCCUUGGAUGUGUGACUUGGUCUAGUCAUACUGGCCAAAAAAUUAAAUCUAAAUUCUCUCUGCGACCGUACUGUUUCUUGGAUGCCUUGCAGAUGUUAGUAGUAUCUUGCCAAUAUUAUUUCUGGUAAGAUUAUAAAAGUAAGCAGGUUUUUAAAAGUGCUGUUCAGAGUGUUUUAUGAAAGUGUAUUUAGUUCUCUCAUAAAGCAUACUGAGUCAUGGAUUUUUAGAUGAUGCUGUGAUAAUGAUGGGAAAAUCUGAAGUGAUGAUGUAUUGUAAAAUAUGCUGCUGGCACCUAGAAUCUGAAGUAUUCUUCCUUUUUUUCUAAAACAUGAUUUCUAUUAAAUAUUUUCCAUAAUACAAAAAAAUAGCAGCUACAAAAGAUACAAAUAGCACAAAUAAAAUACAGAGUCCUCUCUUCAAAGUAAUUCUUAGCUCUUACCACUCACAGAAGCUCCUCCCAGCUGUUGUCUAGGAUCUUUGCUUUUUCCUCCCAGCCUCUCGCCCUGAGAGGCCAACAUUUUUCUUAUUUGAAGUAUUCUUCCAGCUCUACUUUGAGGAAUCAUUUCUAGCCAAACUGAAGCCUAUAUGUUUCUAAUUACAAAUAUCUACAUUCUCUUCAAAUAAUAGUUCGGUCUUACGUUAGUAAUAUGUUUGGGGCAGGGGUGAGGAGCCUAUGACCCACCUGAUGUUGCUGCACUACAUUUUCAAAUUUCACUGGUUUUCCACUGAAUGCAGUAAAGAGAAAUGUGAAAUCUAUGAGAAGUAAGAGGAAUGAAUCUUCUGUUAUAUCAAAAUCUUGCCACCAUAUUGCGGGAGGGAUAUGGUUUGCACUCUCCCUGAUUACAUUUCUUAAGAAUUUGAAAGCACUUUACUUACAUAAGUCCUAAAAGUAUUGCUCAUUCAGUACAGCAUCACAGUCAUAAUUUUCAUAAAGACAUGUUUUGUAAAAACUUGUGUUGGGUCACAUACCAGCUGCAAGGGGCCACCAAGUAAGGAUAUCGUUCAGACCAUGGCUUUAAGCUGGUUAACUUAACAAACCACAGUUCUAGCACAGUUACAGUUGUUGCUCCAUCUCAGAAAGCUGUUAGACCUUGAAGAUUGGAAUGAAUUUAUGAAUGCUAAGCAGAUGGAAAAUGAAAGCAGACUGACAGCUUUAAACUAUGGUUAUGAAUCUUAAUCCUAUAAAUUCUAACAAUAAAGUAAAAAUAGUGGAUUUCCUAUUGUACAUUUGUAAGUGCAAGCCAAAACCUGUGAUAACAUAUCUGCAUUGAGCCAGGAGCAGCACUUUAAUUUCUAGCCUUACUAUUGUUAAAUUAUAAGAGAUUUGCAGAAGUAUGAAUUGGCUGUAAAACAGUAAUUUAAAACAUUGAUUUAAAACAUUAAUUCAACUUACUGAAAGACAAAAUAAUUAAUAAUGGGCUAUUCAGUUCUGCUUUCUAAUUUUUCAGUUUCAAACCAUGGAAAAAUGGGAUUUCGCCCCAGUUUGAGAGUACCCUCAUGACUCUACAUAGAGGUGACUUGGCUGGAACUUGUAUUUUCCUGCUCACCUUAGCAACCCAUUUAGCUGCUAGCAUUGGCCUGCAUUAACACAUAGGAUGGCUUUUGGAAAUUUGAUCUCUGGAUUAAAUCUAUAGUUUUGGUGGUGGUAUAUGAAGAUAAUAUUCAAAUGUUAAAUUUUGGGGUGAGAACCUAUGUGCUUCCCCCCACCUGCAAAAAAGUACUGCUGAUAAUAUGCACCGCUCCUUGGAAAAUGCCUUAAAUCCUAAUUAAGAGAAAGCCAGUUUUGCUUUUUAAAACCUCCUCCUUUCUUCUAGGUGUUAUCUUUAA